UACGAUCACCUCUAUGACUAAGUCACUGUGUACGUUGAGCUUCCCGGGAAGCACACACAUGUUUUGUACAUACAUGUUUCACUAUUGUUGCAUUGCAGUGUGUGUUUUUGUGAACUUUUAGUAGUAUGUUUGACGUGACACGCUCUGACGUUGCAACGUGUUUGACAGCUUCGGGACGGCACAGGGUGACACAAGGUGAGUAGAGCGUAACGUCACGACGUCGCACCAGCUACCUUGGUGGGCAAGGUGCCACGAAGAAGGCACGGUGACAGACCCCCGUCUCCCCAGAAAACAUGACAUCAAACAACAAUCACAAUUGACUUGCUGUUCGGGUGAGCAGCAGCUGGGUAGGUACGUGUUCUUUCGUGCGGUUUCUGUCGCAACAUUUCGUCAGCCCAUUACCAUUCGCCUGCGUGAAUGUAUUUAAUGUGUCUGGCGUUAAACAAACAGUGAAAGAUCUUUUCUGGCAGGCGUAGCAGUAGCACCCCUUUUAACACGAACUGGAAGUUCUUCCAGCUCCAGUGGCCUUGACGUGUGGGAGAUUACUUUGCGCUACUCUUCUAGUUCGAUUUUAUUGUUAUUUUGAUUGGCAGUAAACUUUGACACAGGCUCGGUUAUCGGUUCCUUAUCUUACGUGUAGUUUACAAUCUCAAAAUCGAUUUGCAGUGGCAACGACGUUGAAAUCUCAGUCAAGGCAAUUCCUGCUUUUACGAUCCAACGCGGAAGUGAAACCAGCUCUUCGUUCACGAUGAAGGGCAAUGGCAGCAUACUGGUGCUGCUGUUGGUAGCCGGGAUGCUGCCAACGAUGCUGGGACUUCCGGUUGUGACACAGCCACCAAAGCCCGCCGAAAAGGAGGAAAAGCACGAGGACAGCAACGUGGAACGCAUGGAGAACAUUAUUGAGUACAAUAAGUAUCUCCAGGAGGUUGUGAACGUGCUGGAAAGCGAUCCUGUGUUUGCUGAAAAACUGCAGAAGGCGGCAGAGUCCGACAUUCGGUCCGGUGUGAUCGCGCAAGAGCUCGAGUACGUUGGGCACCACGUGCGGUCGCGGCUGGACGAGCUGAAGCGCAUGGAGCUGCAGCGGCUGAAGGAGCUAGCGACGAAGCAGUUCGAGCUGACGAACGAGAUCGAUCGGGACCAUCUGAAGAUUAGCGAGCACGUGGACCACUCGAACCCGCACACGUUCGAGAUAGACGAUCUGAAGAAGCUGAUCCUGAAGACGUCGCAGGACCUGCAGGAGAACGAUCGCCGCCGGCGGGAAGAGUUCAAGCAGUACGAGCUGCAGAAGGAGUUCGAGAAGCAGGAGAAGCUGCGCGCACUGGACGAGCAGCACCGGAAGGAGUACGAGGAGGAGCUGAAGCGCCAGCAGGCCAAGCACGACAACCACGAGAAGAUACACCAUCCCGGCAACAAAGCCCAGCUGGAGGAGGUGUGGGAAAAGCAGGACCACAUGGAUGGGCAGGAUUUCGAUCCGAAAACGUUCUUCAUGCUGCACGAUCUGGACGGCAACAACAUGUGGGACGAGAACGAGGUGAAGGUGCUGUUCAUUAACGAGCUGAACAAGAUGUACCAGGCCGGGGCGCCCGAGGACGACAUGAAGGAGCGGGCGGAGGAGAUGGAGCGUAUGCGGGAGCACGUGUUCAAAGAGGCGGACACGAACAAGGACGGGCUGAUCAGCUACGAGGAGUUCAUCGAGCAGACGAAGCGCGACGAGUUCCAGAAGGAUCCGGGCUGGGACACGGUCGACCAUGAGCCCCAGUUUACGCACGAAGAGUAUCUGGAGUUUGAGCGCCGACGGCAGGAGGAAAUUCAGCGGCUCGUUGCGGAGGGCAAGCUGCCGCCGCAUCCCAAUAUGCCGCAGGGUUACCAUCCGGACGCGAAUGGAGCCUAUCAGGUGCAUCCGAACGCUAUUCCGCAGCACCAGGUCCCGCACUACCAGCAACAACAGCAGCAUCAACAACAGCAAUACCACCAGCAGCAGCAGCAGCAUUAUCAGCAACAACAGCAGCACCAUCAGCAGGGACCUCCUCCACCAGGAUACAAUAAUCAUGGCCAGCAGAUAAACGUUCAUCCCAACCAGAUCUACGACAAUGUGCAACCGCAUCAGGUCCAUCCUAAUCCAACCUACACCGGUCAGCAGUCUACGGUAUACACAGGACAACAGGCGGCACCACAGCACCAACAGGCUCAACCUGUCCCAGCGCAACAACAUCCUGGACAACAGCAGCAGUACCAGCAACAACCUCAACAACAACAACAUCCUGGACAGCAGGCACAUCAACAGCAACAACAGGCCCAAUAUCCUCAGCAGCCGCAACAGCAACAGCAGCCACACCAACAACAACAACAGCCGCAACAGCAGCCACAACUGCAACAACAACAACAGUAUCAGUCGAAUCAGAUCCCACAAAAUCCACAAUAUCAGCAACAGCACGCUAACAACAAUGUACAGCCAAACCAGAAGCCUCCUUCCCAUCAGCAACAGGCAGUCCCAGCCCCAGCACAACAGCAGCAGCCACCACAGCAGCAACAUACCGGAAACGUUGCAUCUUCCCCACAACAGCAGCCACAGCAGCAGCAACCACCUGCAGCACCGGCACAGCCAUCCGUUGUACAGGUGAAACACUAGAACGACUCCUCCUUGAAGCGACAAGCGUUGGAUGGAUAAACUGCAGCCAAACGAAAGCAUGAAACAACCGAAUCAAACUGAAUCAACAACACACACAAUGACGCGCCAAUGAUGAAACAACAUUCUCGUUUUAGUGUUCCGAAGCUUCCACACAUAACCAAACAGCGAGAACACUCCGUUUGCGAAGCAAACGAUUACACACGACUCAAAAUGUAGAUAGGUAACGGGGGCUGAACGAAAUGUCUAAGGUAUUACAACCAACCGUGCUGAUUCCGUAAAAACACAUGCCCCACGUUCCCCAUUUGACCUGACCCCUUCGUCCUUGGAACUUUGGACAGAGAAGAGACUUGGUCGGUCUGUCGGUGGGCGAAAGGGGGGCCAUGUUCGUAUUGUCGUAAAACUAACAUUACCAUUUAUCAGCAGAUUAACGCAAUUAUCUUGAAUACUACUUUGUGAUGAAAUGACUGUAGCGUGUAGCGAAUUACCCGUGUAAUGUUCGUUUUUUUUAUUACUCUUUUUUGUCAAAUAUAUAUAUGAAGUAGUCUAGCAAGAGAAAAACAAUUUGCCAAUAAAACUAUAUUUGACACGUGAUAAAA
Anopheles gambiae (African malaria mosquito) is the source of this 3225-nucleotide messenger RNA. It is a transcript of the gene NUCB1, whose product is annotated as nucleobindin-2. NCBI's taxonomy places the organism in Eukaryota, Metazoa, Arthropoda, Insecta, Diptera, Culicidae. The coding region runs from base 749 to 2629 and encodes 626 amino acids. Gene Ontology annotation, molecular function: calcium ion binding. Gene Ontology annotation, biological process: carbohydrate metabolic process. The record is from RefSeq and is a predicted model, not a curated record. The transcript is spliced from 5 exons. Gene Ontology annotation, cellular component: extracellular exosome; endoplasmic reticulum-Golgi intermediate compartment.